Molecule: messenger RNA, 1500 nt
Organism: Penicillium daleae
Lineage: Eukaryota; Fungi; Ascomycota; Eurotiomycetes; Eurotiales; Aspergillaceae
Product: COP9 signalosome complex subunit 1
Exons: 4
Coding region: 1-1500 (499 amino acids)
Cellular component (GO): COP9 signalosome
Source: RefSeq, a predicted model, not a curated record
AUGGACACACUACCAGACGCUUUCCCCUCAUCUACACAAACCAGAUUCGGUGCUCCAUUUCAAUCUGCCGCUUUGGGACCCUCUUCCCAGGGGUUGCCCGGUAUGAGCGAGAAUCCAGAGGUUAACACUCGAAUCAAAGUCCACGAUCCUCCCAAAUUCGAUCUCGAAUCUUACAUUGCGAAUUAUGUCGGCCGGACCCGAUUCGACCGCCUCUACCUCAUUGGAACCUCCUCCACAGUCCUCUCAACCGAAGCGCUGAAACUCGCAGUAGCCGAGGCCAAGUCUGGGAAGGAUGUUUCGCAGUAUGAAAAAGCAGUGCGGGCGCUGUCGGAAGUAGCGCCGAACGAGGAGGAUGCUUCUCUCGACGCGGUUUGGGUGCAUAAUGUACAACGGCAGGUCCAAGCUCAAUCUGAACGGUUGGAGCAGGAGCUUCGGGGGUACAAGAACAAUUUGAUUAAAGAGAGUAUUCGAAUGGGCAAUGAGGAUAUUGGAAAUCACUACUAUGAGACCGGCGAUCUGCUCGCUGCUUCAAAAGCAUACACCCGCAUGCGAGACUAUUGCACAACACCGAACCACAUCGCCUCCAUGCUCUUCAAGCUGAUUAAUGUCUCCGUCGAGCGUGGAGAUUGGCUCGCGGUCCAGUCCAAUGUGCACCGCCUGCGCAACGCCCAGUCAAAACCCGAGGACCAGCUCAAGAAUCAGCCUAAGAUGGCGGCUGCCCUGGGGCUUGCACAGAUGCACUCGGGAUCCUAUCUGGACGCUGCCAACAGCUUCCUGUCGACCGAUGUCAGCCUGGCCGACACCUUCAACGAGAUCAUCACACCCAACGAUGUGGCGGUGUACGGUGGUUUGUGUGCAAUGGCAUCCAUGGACCGUGGGGAUCUACAGCGACGCGUUCUAGAGAACAGCACCUUCCGCAACUUCCUCGAACUCGAGCCCCAUAUUCGUCGUGCGAUUGCAUUCUUCUGCAAUUCCAAGUUCCGCCCCUGCCUGGACAUAUUGGAAGCUUAUCGCACCGAUUAUCUUCUUGACAUUCACCUCCAGCGUCAUGUUUCCGAGCUUUACACUCUUAUCCGCACCAAGGCGAUCAAACAAUAUCUUGUCCCUUUCAGCCGCGUCACGCUGAACUCCAUGGCCACAAUCUUUGCGCCCGAGGUGAUCGGCGGCGAAGCACAGCCCACCAGCGUUUCAUCACCAUUCGUCCAAGAACUAAUCCGUCUCGUGAAAGAUGGUGUGCUCAAUGCUCGGAUUGACCUGGAGAAAGGAGUCCUGGUCUCAAACCAGACUGAUUUGAGGACAGAUGUUCAGAAUAAGACCUUGGAGAGUCUGCACUCUUUCAACCAGGAGGCACACUUGCGUAUCUUGCGUGCCAGCGUGCUUCAUGCUGGGCUGGAGGUGCGAGCCCCUGACAGCGAGCGGCGGUCGCGGUUGAAUCAGGGGCCUAAUUUGAGGGGAAUGGGCAUGGCGGAGCGGUUUACUCGGGGUGGAUUGCGCAGUUGA